Sorex araneus (European shrew) is the source of this 1395-nucleotide messenger RNA. RefSeq lists its product as uncharacterized. Lineage: Eukaryota; Metazoa; Chordata; Mammalia; Eulipotyphla; Soricidae. The transcript has 11 exons. Gene Ontology annotation, cellular component: cytoplasm. The record is from RefSeq and is a predicted model, not a curated record. Gene Ontology annotation, molecular function: glycerophospholipid phospholipase A1 activity; A2-type glycerophospholipase activity. Bases 1 to 1275 code for a protein of 424 amino acids. Gene Ontology annotation, biological process: N-acylphosphatidylethanolamine metabolic process.
AUGUCACCUUCUGAUCUUCAGAAGACAGGCUGUGAACACAUCCUGUUUGAGAGGCCGGGCCAGCGAUGGCAUCAAACUGCCAUAGUCACCAUCUUCAUCACCAUCUUCAUCAUCAUCAUCAUCAUCAUCACCAUCAUCAUCAGUAACCAAGAAGUUCCUGAUCCCAAACCCGGAGACCUGAUUGAGAUUUUCUGCAAUGGUUACGAGCACUGGGCCGUGUAUGUGGGAGACGGUUAUGUGGUCCAUGUGACUGAUGUUGAUGGUGGGCCUUCAGGAGUGAAUUUCUCCGGGUCUCCAUCGGGCUUGAGAUCCCGAGCUGUGGUUAAGAAGGACCUGCUGUCCAAGGCGGCCGCAGGAUGCCCGUACAAGGUCAAUAACAAAUACGAUGAAGAGAUCGGUGCACGGCCUGUUGAGGAGAUCGUCCGAAGGGCCUUGGCAAGGGUGGAGCAGGAGAGGAACUACAACCUCCUCUAUGAGAACUGCGAGCACUUCGCCACAGAUAUGCGCUACAGAAUUGCCCGCUCUGACCAGGCGGAGUAUCCCUUUCAUGCUUUGGUAGAUAGACUUGGUGUGAGAAACAUCACUGCUGUACGGAGUACUGUGCAGGAAACGGAAAGAGGGGACUCUCAGCCGACUCAAGCUCGGGCCACUGUCCGGCGCUGGGACGUCCCCACCCACCAAUGCCCGCGGCGCACUGUCUCUCGCUGGACGAGGGUCCUUCCACAGACGCUCGGGGACAGGCCCAUCCCGAUGGGCAGGAACAGGAUCCAGGGCCUGUGUGUCCACGCGACAAACAGAGAAGGUCCUGAGCCCAAACCCGGAGAACUGAUUGAGAUUUUCUGCGAUGGUUACGAGCACUGGGCUGUGUAUGUGGGAGACGGUUACGUGGUCCAUGUGACUGACGUCGAGAAGGGGCCUUCGGGAAUGAAUUUGAUCGCCUCUGUGUUGGGCCUGAGCACCGGAGCUGUGGUGAGGAAGGAGCUGCUGUCCAAGGCGGCCGCGGGGAAGAAGUACCGGGUCAACAGCAAAUACGACCAGACGCACCCGCCGCUGCCUCGCGUCGUUGAACGGGCAGAGGCGCUGGUGGGCCGGGAGAUAUCCUACAACCUCCCUGAAAGGAACUGCGAGAACUUUGCCACUCUGCUGCGCUACGGAGUUUCCCUCAGCGAGCAGGUGGACAAAAAGGCAAAGGUCAUCAGCGAGAACGUAGCUUUACUCGGAGUCGUGGCCCUGGCCGUGAUCAUCCCACUCGCGUUCAUUGUGUUCAGAAACUAGCUGCCAAGUGGUGGGGACGUGUGGGCAGGACGCCCAUGAGGGAGGACCGACCCCAGGGCCCUGAUGCCGGCUCCCGGCUCCCGCCUUCUGCUUCCGAGAGGAGCAAUAAACGGCCGCGUC